GAGUGCCGCCGCUCCAUCCAAAACACCAAAGAAGAAAAUGCGUGUUUUUAGCUUAUUAGCUAAAGCGCUUCAUCUCUAAACGCGUAUAAUCUGCCGCUCGCUUUAAAAUCGCACAUUAUUUUGGGAUAUAAACGUGCACAAAGAUCCAUAUUCAGGAAUAAAGGAGAAGAUAAAGGUAGAGCAGUCAUGCAGAUCACACUGAAGACUUUGCAACAGCAGACCAUUCAAAUAGACAUCGACGAUGAUCAGACGGUGAAGGCACUGAAGGAGAAGAUUGAGGCUCAGAAGGGCAGAGACAGUUUUCCAGUGGCAGGACAGAAGCUCAUCUACGCCGGAAAAAUCCUGCAGGAUGACACGCCCAUCAAGGAGUACAAAAUUGACGAGAAGAACUUUGUGGUGGUGAUGGUGUCAAAGACAAAGUCGCCACCCACCCCACCCUCAGAGCUGCCCAAAUCCUCUGCUGCACCUUCCUCUUCCUCCUCCUCCUCUCCUCCUCCUCCUCCUCUUCCAGCCCCUGCAGUCAUCCCUAUCCCCAGAGACGAGUGCCCGGAUGACCCCCCUGCAUCUGUCUCACCUGCACAGAGCCCUGACGGUGGUAGGAGCAUUGUGGCUGAUGGGGAAGAUGCAUCUUCAACUUUGGUGACAGGUCAGGAGUAUGAUGCCAUGCUCACUAAUAUCAUGUCUAUGGGCUAUGAGCGAGAUAAAGUAGUGGCUGCACUCAAGGCCAGUUAUAAUAACCCUCAUCGUGCUGUGGAGUACCUGCUAAAUGGGAUCCCUUCAGUCCCUGUUCAGGAAACCAGCCCUGCCCCAACCCAACUCACCACUGACACACCCUCCACAGAAGGUGAGAAUCCUCUGGAGUUCCUGCGUUCACAGCCGCAGUUUCAGAGUAUGAGGCAGGUGAUUCAGCAGAACCCGUCCUUACUGUCGGCCCUCUUACAGCAGCUGGGUCAGGAGAACCCAGAACUACUGCAGCAAAUCAGCCAGCAUCAGGAGCUGUUCAUCCAGAUGUUGAAUGCACCAGUGGGUGAAGGGGAGGGCGGAGAGAGUGGGGAGUUCGCUGACCUGGGUGCUGUGGCUGACGAAGGAGCACCUGGCAGUUACAUCCAAGUGACACAACAGGAGAAAGAAGCCAUUGAGAGGUUAAAAGCUCUUGGUUUUUCCGAAGCCCUGGUGGUCCAGGUGUACUUUGCCUGUGAGAAGAACGAGAAUCUGGCGGCCAACUUCCUACUCAAUCAGAAUUUUGAGGACGAAUGAGAGUCGUGGAACGCCCGCGUGCCCCUUCCCCUCCACCACACAUGCACUGCAUCUACUCGGGACAUCAGUUUCCCCCAUUAUUUCUUUGUGUUUAUAAGUCAAGGGGAGACUCGCAGACUGGGUGGGAAUGGGGCGGAUGUAUUUCAAUGAAAAAAUUCCAAUGGAAUUGAUGGCAUUUGGAUUGAAUGCACUCUAGCAUGUUGAAGGGGUGUGCUUGCACGUGAAUGUGUGUAUGUGUGUGUGUUUCCUUAGGGAAUAUUUGACUAAAUCGGCAUCAAUUGAAAGUAAAUGCUCUCCUAGUCAUAUUAUGGGAUAUGAUGAGCAAGGUUAGAUGUGCAUAUAAGAAUUGCUUGUUUGUUUUUAUUUCGGAGAAGGAUUAAUAAUAUAUGUCUAAAGGAGAAUUUUAUACAUUUCUCUAAUAUCAGAGAUAUUUCUGUAUUUCUCCCUGCACACACUUCAGAUGAAUGUGAUGACAGCAUUAAAACAUGAUAUAAGAUAAUCCAAAUAAUAUCAGUUUUAAACUCAGUCUCUAACAGUGUUUCUGUAAGGUGAUGAUACUGAGCAACACAUUUGUAAAUGAACAUCAUAACCUGAGUGAUGAUCAGUGGUUUGAAUGUACCGUGAUUGAGGAUAAAAAUAUUUGUUUGAUAACCCCACCUGUCCCAUUCAAAGGUGAAGUGUGUAAUUUUGGUGCAACAACUGGCAUAAACAAAAUUACAAUUUGUUUGAUUGGACCAGACAGUGAGUUUGGGGCAGGAUAGCCUGUUUGCCCAACCAGUGGAAGAUGGGACAGUGUUUAAAACUUUUUUGAACAGUCGUUAUUUUUGCAAUUUUGUUUGGUGACACAGAAAUUAUGCACUCUAACUUUUUAAGCUCCUUAUUUAUUAUCCUUUAAAAAAAAAAAAAAAAACAA
Messenger RNA from Myxocyprinus asiaticus (Chinese sucker), 2170 nucleotides. It is a transcript of the gene rad23aa, whose product is annotated as RAD23 homolog A, nucleotide excision repair protein a. Gene Ontology annotation, biological process: nucleotide-excision repair; proteasome-mediated ubiquitin-dependent protein catabolic process. The record is from RefSeq and is a predicted model, not a curated record. The transcript has 9 exons. Gene Ontology annotation, molecular function: proteasome binding; damaged DNA binding; polyubiquitin modification-dependent protein binding. Gene Ontology annotation, cellular component: cytosol; nucleoplasm. Lineage: Eukaryota; Metazoa; Chordata; Actinopteri; Cypriniformes; Catostomidae. Bases 187 to 1257 code for a protein of 356 amino acids.